Molecule: messenger RNA, 924 nt
Organism: Protopolystoma xenopodis
Lineage: Eukaryota; Metazoa; Platyhelminthes; Monogenea; Polystomatidea; Polystomatidae
Source: the annotation of a GenBank genome assembly
AUGUUUUUGUCUAACAUCAAUCUACUUACCAAGUCUAACGGCAGUGGCACGAGUACAACGAGCGGCUGCGUCAGUCAGGCCAGCAGCAUCGGCGGCAGUUGCACCGGUCUCGCUGGCAAUGGCUACUAUGGCAACAGCUCUGGCGCCCAGAGCAACGGCUUGCUGGGCCCUGGAGAUUUGGGUGUCGGGCUGACAGUCCCAUUGGCAAGUGGGCUCGACGGCCUUCCGGGAGGCAUAUGCCGCUUGCCAACCGGCAGCACUGGAUAUUGUACCAGCCUUUCGGGCCCCCAGGGGCAUCCAUACGCUGGGUUCCUUCAAACGCACCCGCCUCCGCCGCCGGCGACUACAACUCCCAGCAUUAGCUACUACGCCCUAGCUGCCCCGGCCUCGGCAUCAGGACCACACGCCGCUUCCGCCCCUCAGCCGCUCUCCUCCGUCUCGGGCGUCGGCCCCGCGGGCUCUCCGGGAGCCAGCUAUCUUUCGGCUAGUGCUCCUCCCACUUCUCUUUACCCAGGACUCGGCCCACCGGUCACAUAUUGUGUUACGCAGAGCGGUCCUGCCCUGGGACAGACCAUCUGUUCCGCUGCUGCCGGCCUUACGGGUCCCCCUGUCACAUUGAGUGGCCAUGCUGAGGCCGCCCUGUCUAACGGCGUCGCUUGCCACGCCCUAUCAUCUGCUUCGGCUGCGUCCUCUAUGGCGCAGGCUCUGGCCCUCAACAACUUCUUGGCGGCUGCUGCAGCGGCCGCAGCCGCGGCAACCCCUAGCUCGGGCAUGCAUGCUCAGGCGUUGUCAGGACAACCGAUGCACCAGAGUUCACCGGGAUCAGUGAGUCCUACCAAGUGGUGUGAUAUCUGGGGCUUGCCUAAUCGGCUGAAUUGGUUAGCCAGGCCGGGUACCAAUUUUUAUGGAGGUUCUUUGAGAUGA